AUGUUCCGACGUCAACAGCAGCGAUCCGAACCUCAGAUGGUCAGAUUGAGUUCAGACGAUGCCUUCGACCCGCCCGCUCUCAAAUCUCCAUCCCAGCCACUGCCCCGCGAGAUGCUUCCACCAUCCCUGCACCACCACAUGUGUACGCGAUUUGUCCUCCUAACAUCCUUACUGCUCUCGCAGGUCGUCUCUGCCGGUACAACAAAUAGGACUAUCGAUGAUACACAUGGGGACUCUGUUACCGGCGUGUUACCGACCUACUCAAAUAACUGGAACUACGGUCCUAACUGCUCUUUCUGUGCCAUUCGCCCGGAUGCGAACGAAACCUUCGACGGUACAUGGCACGACACGACUUCAAACAGCACGGACCCCACGCAACCCUCAAUGACGCUCACCUUCGACGGAAGCGCUAUCUCGGUAUAUUGCAUCCUCGUCAACAGCGCUAGCUCUCCCGACAUCGUGACGUUCACGAACGUCACCUUUGAGCUCGAUGGGGCUUCGGCUGGUACCUACAACCAUACCGCAGAUCCAGCUGCCAAUCAGUUCGAGUACAAUGUCACGGUCUUCAGCAGAGAGGGACUCAGCAACGAGACGCACACAUUAGUCAUGAAUACAGUGCAAGGAUCCUCAUCAUCCGUCCUGCUGUUCGAUUGGGCCAUCUUCGAUGAUGACGAUGAUAAUGACACGACCACGACGAGUCACAGUUCCCGGGCCGGGGCGAUUGCCGGCGGCGUACUCGGCGGCGUCGCCUUCAUCGCGCUCUGCUCCCUCCUCCUUGUCUACCUCCGGAGAAAGCGUGCGGCGCAGCAUGCGAAGAACGAGGUCGGCCGCGCAAUCGAGCCCUUCGUCGCGCCGCCAUCCCCCAAAGAGCGCGAAACAAUCUUACUCGAGCCGUUGUAUGCUGGCGACGAGCCCGCGCUCCCGUUCGUAGUGUCAGAGAAGUCGAGUGGCACGAUGAGCUUCACCCCGAGCGGUACCUCGCCCACAUAUACCCUGGAGCGCGAGGCCCGAGAGCUCCGGCAGCAAGUGGCGACCUUGCGCGCAAGACGAUCGACCGCCAGCAGCACGGUGCCGGGCGGCACGUUUGCGGAGGAGAGCUCACAGCGGGCCCCCGUGUCUUCUGGGAUGGCGGGCGAUCAGGUCGAGGAGGAGCUGAGAGGAGAGAUGGCAGCGUUGCGGGAGGAGAUGGCGCAGCUGAAGGCGGAGACGCGGGGUGAGCCGCCCGCAUAUGAGUGA
Rhodofomes roseus is the source of this 1236-nucleotide messenger RNA. RefSeq lists its product as uncharacterized. The coding region runs from base 1 to 1236 and encodes 411 amino acids. Lineage: Eukaryota; Fungi; Basidiomycota; Agaricomycetes; Polyporales; Fomitopsidaceae. The transcript has 4 exons. The record is from RefSeq and is a predicted model, not a curated record.